AUGCUAUCACAGGCAACCACAGGGACGGAAGCGUAUGGUGCAGUUGAAGGGGCGCUGCAGGUGCGUGAGCAAUUGACGGAGGGGCAAACUGGUUUUGAAUCAAUAGGUGGUCAGAUGGUACAUCAAAAUGUUUAUCCAGUGCAGCAGUCGGUUGAACUGGGUGGAUCCGAUGACGUGUCUACUGCUUUGAACCCCGACUCCUGGUUAGAUACAAUUCCAAGCAUCAGCCUUUCAUCUGAAGGAUAUGGGAGGGCUACUGAUGACGAGUCGAAGGCUGAACAAUCGUCAGUACCAUCUGCGCAGAGUUGGGGUCCAGAGCAAUGGACUGCCGUGUCCACUGCUCUGGACCCCGACUCCUGGUUAGAUACAAUUCCAAGUAUCAGCCCUUCAUCUGAAGAGCCUGGAGAGUCUAGUGAUGACGAGUCAGAGGCCGAAGAAACUUCAGCACCAUCUGCUGCGAAACGACAGCGCCUGGAUAGUCCUGUGGAUUUAAAAAGUGUCCUUCAGUAUGGCGGCCUUACAAAUCAUCCGUAUGUUCGGCUGCCACAGCUGGAGGACGGUGUUGUUCUCAGAAAUAUAGAUGUGUCCGCCCUAUCAUCUGGUAGGUGGUCAGCGAAGCUAUCAUAUCAUUGCUACCUAAGCACGUUACGGAAAUUAUUUUUGAAGGAAAAACUCAGCCAGCAGGAUGUAGAUCUUCUCAUAGAUACCGUCGAGCGGCUGGUUGCCAUAACCUGGCUUCAGAGUCAAAAGGGACCAAGAGGUAAAGCACCUAUUCAAGCAGUUGAAACAUUGGGUUGCUAUUUAAUGAUAUUCGAUGCAAUCAUAUGCACUGCCAAGCUUAUCGGCGAGCAUAUGCAACUCGCUGAAUGGUGGGUGAAGUUCACAGAAAGCUUUAAAACGGAUUUCGCAUUGCCAACACACACUAUAAACCCGCUGACGAAAUUUCACGUGCGUUUAGCACACCGAAUUGUAUCUGCCCUGAAUACCUACAAAAAGGGAGAACGCCCUCCGGUUGGGGAAGUAGUGGCGCUGAAAAAGUUGCUAUUUUGCUCUCCACUGGGGAACCACCGAUUAAAGGCACCAAGGUGGGGUCCCUGGCAGCAAGAUGGAGAAUGCUCUUAA
Eimeria acervulina is the source of this 1122-nucleotide messenger RNA. RefSeq lists its product as hypothetical. NCBI's taxonomy places the organism in Eukaryota, Apicomplexa, Conoidasida, Eucoccidiorida, Eimeriidae. The record is from RefSeq and is a predicted model, not a curated record. The transcript has a single exon. Bases 1 to 1122 code for a protein of 373 amino acids.